UGAUUUUAGAAAAGCUCUAUUGAAAUCAAGUAAAAAUAGUAAUAUAAUGUUUCAAAAGAAUCAGGAACAAAUAUUAGGAGAUGGAAAGGAAAGAAUAGCAUUACUUCAAAAGAAAGGGAUAAAUAUGAAAUCAACAACAGGAGAUAGAGCAAUAAAUACAUCAACAAAUGUUUUAUCAGCACUUGCAGAACUUCAUCAAUUAAUGGAAUCAGAGAUGUCAAAAUCAUCUGUAACAUUAGAAGAGCUUGAAUUAUCAUCUAAUGCACUUCAAUCAUUGCAAGAGAAUUACUUGACAUUUAAUUCAUUAAUUACAAAAUCAAGAAGACUUAUUUCAGAACUUGAAUAUUCAAAUAAGUUUGAUAGAAUAUCAAUUAUAUGUUCUUUAAUAUUUUUUCUAUCAGUAAUUGCUUGGAUUAUAUAUAGAAGACUUUUACGUCAUAUUAUUCAUUUUAUAUUUUGGUUAUUUUUUGAUAAAUUAAAGAAUAUUGGUAAGAAAAUAAUUAAAACACAAAGUAAAUUUUCUGAAGACUCUAUAAUACAAAAAUCUAAAGCAAUUUUUUCAUAUUCUAAAAAUUAUACUACAGAGUUAUCAGAAUUUAAUACAAUGGAUAAAUCAAAUAUUGCAAAUAAUACAUUUUUACAUGAUGAACUUUAAUAUUUGUUAUGUUU
Messenger RNA from Pneumocystis carinii B80, 669 nucleotides. RefSeq lists its product as hypothetical. NCBI's taxonomy places the organism in Eukaryota, Fungi, Ascomycota, Pneumocystomycetes, Pneumocystales, Pneumocystaceae. Gene Ontology annotation, cellular component: endoplasmic reticulum; SNARE complex. Bases 47 to 655 code for a protein of 202 amino acids. The transcript is spliced from 4 exons. The record is from RefSeq and is a predicted model, not a curated record. Gene Ontology annotation, molecular function: SNAP receptor activity. Gene Ontology annotation, biological process: retrograde vesicle-mediated transport, Golgi to endoplasmic reticulum.